Messenger RNA from Epinephelus fuscoguttatus (brown-marbled grouper), 1690 nucleotides. RefSeq names its product ubiquitin-conjugating enzyme E2, J1 (gene ube2j1). The record is from RefSeq and is a predicted model, not a curated record. Lineage: Eukaryota; Metazoa; Chordata; Actinopteri; Perciformes; Serranidae. The coding region runs from base 315 to 1295 and encodes 326 amino acids. The transcript has 8 exons.
ACAAAUGACGUCACACGGAUAACAUUUAACAAACAGUUUCGAAACCGAAACAGCGGAUAACUUGAGAAACAACUCUUCACUAUUCGUGUGACGGCUGGAUUCAAACAUCUUCCAUCUUACCUACACACGGGAGCACCGGGGAGAGUGGACGACCCACGGUUUCAGCUGUCCUGCUCGUAUUUGUUGACCGCUCAGCUAGCCGGGCUGCUAAGUGUAGCUAGCGUUAAGUAGGUAGCUGGGAGCUAGCUUGCGAGUUAGCAAGAGAAACUCAACAACACUUCAUCUCUAAAACAGAGUGCUCAGCGUCUGUCAGUAUGGAGAAUAAAUAUAACCUCAAGAGUCCAGCGGUAAAGAGGCUGAUGAAAGAGGCUGCUGAACUGAGGGACCCCACAGAGCAUUACCACGCCCAGCCACUGGAAGAUAACCUCUUUGAAUGGCACUUCUCCGUACGUGGGCCACCAGAUUCUGAUUUCGACGGUGGGGUUUACCAUGGCAGGAUCGUGCUUCCCCCAGAGUACCCGAUGAAGCCCCCCAGCAUCAUCCUCCUCACGCCGAAUGGAAGAUUUGAAGUUGGGAAGAAAAUUUGCCUGAGCAUCUCUGGCCACCAUCCAGAGACCUGGCAGCCCUCUUGGAGCAUCCGAACUGCUCUAAUAGCCAUAAUCGGAUUCAUGCCAACAAAAGGAGAGGGAGCAAUAGGAUCUCUUGAUUAUACUCCAGAAGAGAGGAGGGCUCUUGCCAAAAAGUCUCAGGACUUCUGCUGUGAAGCGUGUGGCUGCUCCAUGCGCUCUGCCCUCCUGGCUCUGACCCCAAACAGCAACCCCAGCGCAGAGGACUACAAGGCUAAAGAGCUGGCCCAGCAAAUCAACUUCAAGGCAGAGUCCAGUUUAUCCAGACAGGCAAGUGAGAGCGGAGGUGCAGAAAGCGAGCCUUCCAUGCUCACCGAGGGAGACACCUCCACGUCUGCCAGCCAGGAAGCUUCUGAGGCGCCCCAGGCGGAGCAGGCUGAGGCAUCUCCAGCCACAGGGAUAGAGGGACCCCAACCCGCUGUGACCCCAAGCACUGGUCGCCCUCUCAGCCCCCGGCAGCGUCGCGCCCAGCAGCACAGCCAGCAGGGCCAGAGAGAUGGCAGAGAUCCAGCCAGCAGGCCAGCCUUCGCCCCGGCUCCUCGCCAGCCUCUGGAUGAAAGCCACGCAGGCUCGGCGGUCCUCAUUGUGGUGCUCACUCUGGCCCUGGCGGCGCUCAUCUUCCGCAGGAUCUACCUGGCUAAUGAGUACAAGUUUGACUAUGAGCUGUGACCACACACUUGGCUGCCCCCACUCCUUUCUCACCCUCAAGUCAACCCCUCCUGCUACCACCCUAACAGAACUAUGGCCAGCUGACGUGGAGCCAGAACCCGUGGCGGUGGCUGAUACUGACUUUCUGCCCUCCCUGCUCAUCAGCAGAGGGCUCCGUCUCCGCUGAGGGGGAACUUUCAUUCCUGCAGAGGAGAAGCUCCACUUACCACAACACCCCCAGGGUGUCUUUUAAUCAAUGUGAAUUUUACUCUCAAGAGUGUCAUGCAUUUUUAAAAACGGGAAGCUUUGUUGUGUAGCCACACACACCACAUGUACUCCUCCAUAUAAUUGUUCUAUCCUAGGGCUGCCGCUUGUUCCCUUUAUUUAAUUAAAACUGUAUUAUGAUAUGUUAAAAA